Messenger RNA from Ostrea edulis (European flat oyster), 690 nucleotides. RefSeq lists its product as uncharacterized. The transcript has a single exon. Bases 1 to 690 code for a protein of 229 amino acids. Lineage: Eukaryota; Metazoa; Mollusca; Bivalvia; Ostreida; Ostreidae. The record is from RefSeq and is a predicted model, not a curated record.
AUGCCGAACACCAAGUUCACAAAAGCAAAGUCGUGUAGCAAGUGUCCCUUGUGUGAUGGAGAAGUUCUGGACAAUAGGUGGCGUGAACACCUGCUAAAGUGCAAUGGAGGAAAAUUCCCGUGCAAGACCUGUGGCAAACUCUUUAAGAAGAGCUCGUACCUACAACGUCAUGAGAGAAAGUUUCAUGGUAAAGAUGAAGUACCUGAGGAGAAACGUGAUGCAGACAAAGAGUGGCUAGAGCAAGACCCCGGUGAUUUGAUCGGAGAGAUCUCCAAUGAUAGUAGUUCUGGUGGCAGUAGUAGUGACAGUGAAGAGGAAGUAACUGCUCAACAAAUUCAAGGUAGACUGCCUCCAUCAUCACAGGUUGAGAAGAUAAAAGGGAAUAAGGAUGAAGAGAACAAUUGCAGUAUUUUGGAGGAGGGUAGAACUGUGAGGAAACCCACAGCACCUAUCCCUGUGUUUGCUCCACAGAGAAAGACAACUCUCAGCAUGCCUGAGAAGGAUGUGUCGGUGAACCGAUUCAAGUUUAAGUCAUUUUCAUCCACUAGCACACAAACUGAAGUUGCAGGCAGUAGUUUGCGAAACCUUGUCAAGAGAAGGAAACUUCGUAAGACAACAUCCAGUUAUAUCAAGGAUGACAAGAAGGUUGAAGAGGUUGUCGAAGAGGAGGAAUUCUUUUAUGAUGAAUGA